AUGGCGUAUGGGUCACCUGCACGCGCCCCUCUCACCUGCACGCGCCCCUCUCACCUGCACGCGCCCCUCUCACCUGCACGCGCCCCUCUCACCUGCACGCGCCCCGCUCACCUGCACGCGCCCCGCUCACUUGCACGCGCCCCUCUCACCUGCACGCGCCCCUCUCACCUGCACGCGCCCCUCUCACCUGCACGCGCCCCUCUCACCUGCACGCGCCCCUCUCACCUGCACGCGCCCCUCUCACCUGCACGCGCCCCUCUCACCUGCACGCGCCCCUCUCACCUGCACGCGCCCCUCUCACCUGCACGCGCCCCUCUCACCUGCACGCGCCCCUCUCACCUGCACGCGCCCCUCUCACCUGCACGCGCCCCUCUCACCUGCACGCGCCCCUCUCACCUGCACGCGCCCCUCUCACCUGCACGCGCCCCUCUCACCUGCACGCGCCCCGCUCACCUGCACGCGCCCCGCUCACCUGCACGCGCCCCUCUCACCUGCACGCGCCCCGCUCACCUGCACGCGCCCCUCUCACCUGCACGCGCCCCUCUCACCUGCACGCGCCCCUCUCACCUGCACGCGCCCCUCUCACCUGCACGCGCCCCUCUCACCUGCACGCGCCCCUCUCACCUGCACGCGCCCCUCUCACCUGCACGCGCCCCUCUCACCUGCACGCGCCCCUCUCACCUGCACGCGCCCCUCUCACCUGCACGCACCCCUCUCACCUGCACGCACCCCUCUCACCUGCACGCACCCCUCUCACCUGCACGCGCCCCUCUCACCUGCACGCGCCCCUCUCACCUGCACGCGCCCCUCUCACCUGCACGCACCCCUCUCACCUGCACGCACCCCUCUCACCUGCACGCACCCCUCUCACCUGCAUGCACCCCUCUCACCUGCACGCACCCCUCUCACCUGCACGCACCCCUCUCACCUGCACGCACCCCUCUCACCUGCACGCACCCCUCUCACCUGCACGCACCCCUCUCACCUGCACGCACCCCUCUCACCUGCACGCACCCCUCUCACCUGCACGCGCCCCUCUCACCUGCACGCGCCCCUCUCACCUGCACGCACCCCUCUCACCUGCACGCACCCCUCUCACCUGCACGCACCCCUCUCACCUGCACGCGCCCCUCUCACCUGCACGCGCCCCUCUCACCUGCACGCACCCCUCUCACCUGCACGCACCCCUCUCACCUGCACGCACCCCUCUCACCUGCACGCGCCCAUCUCACCUGCACGCGCCCCUCUCACCUGCACGCGCCCCUCUCACCUGCACGCACCCCUCUCACCUGCACGCGCCCCUCUCACCUGCACGCGCCCCUCUCACCUGCACGCGCCCCUCUCACCUGCACGCACCCCUCUCACCUGCACGCACCCCUCUCACCUGCACGCACCCCUCUCACCUGCACGCACCCCUCUCACCUGCACGCAACCCUCUCACCUGCACGCACCCCUCUCACCUGCACGCACCCCUCUCACCUGCACGCACCCCUCUCACCUGCACGCACCCCUCUCACCUGCACGCGCCCCUCUCACCUGCACGCGCCCCUCUCACCUGCACGCGCCCCUCUCACCUGCACGCACCCCUCUCACCUGCACGCACCCCUCUCACCUGCACGCACCCCUCUCACCUGCACGCACCCCUCUCACCUGCACGCGCCCCUCUCACCUGCACGCGCCCCUCUCACCUGCACGCGCCCCUCUCACCUGCACGCGCCCCUCUCACCUGCACGCGCCCCUCUCACCUGCACGCGCCCCUCUCACCUGCACGCGCCCCUCUCACCUGCACGCGCCCCUCUCACCUGCACGCGCCCCUCUCACCUGCACGCGCCCCUCUCACCUGCACGCACCCCUCUCACCUGCACGCACCCCUCUCACCUGCACGCACCCCUCUCACCUGCACGCACCCCUCUCACCUGCACGCGCCCCUCUCACCUGCACGCGCCCCUCUCACCUGCACUCGCCCCUCUCACCUGCACGCGCCCCUCUCACCUGCACGCGCCCCUCUCACCUGCACUCGCCCCUCUCACCUGCACGCGCCCCUCUCACCUGCACGCGCCCCUCUCACCUGCACGCGCCCCUCUCACCUGCACGCGCCCCUCUCACCUGCACGCGCCGCUCUCACCUGCACGCGCCCCUCUCACCUGCACGCGCCCCUCUCACCUGCACGCGCCCCUCUCACCUGCACGCGCCCCUCUCACCUGCACUCGCCCCUCUCACCUGCACGCGCCCCUCUCACCUGCACGCGCCCCUCUCACCUGCACGCGCCCCUCUCACCUGCACGCGCCCCUCUCACCUGCACGCGCCCCUCUCACCUGCACGCGCCCCUCUCACCUGCACGCGCCCCUCUCACCUGCACGCGCCCUCUCACCUGCACGCGCCCCUCUCACCUGCACGCGCCCCUCUCACCUGCACGCGCCGCUCUCACCUGCACGCGCCCCUCUCACCUGCACGCGCCCCUCUCACCUGCACGCGCCCCUCUCACCUGCACGCGCCCCUCUCACCUGCACGCGCCCCUCUCACCUGCACGCGCCCCUCUCACCUGCACGCGCCCCUCUCACCUGCACGCGCCCCUCUCACCUGCACGCGCCCCUCUCACCUGCACUCGCCCCUCUCACCUGCACGCGCCCCUCUCACCUGCACGCGCCCCUCUCACCUGCACGCGCCCCUCUCACCUGCACGCGCCCCUCUCACCUGCACGCGCCCAUGGUCAUCCAGCAGCAGCAAGUGGCGGUCGCGGAUCAUCUCGCGAAUCACCCCCCUGCCCUCCCCCUCCACCUCCCCCUCGCUGCACACGCGCACCGCCACGCGUGGCCCGCUCAGGGGCGAGGCAUGGCGCAUGCACUGCAGAGAGCGGCGGGUGGGAGGGAGGGCAGGGCAGGAAGAGAGGGAGCAGGAGAAACGGCUGGCUAG
Closterium sp. Naga37s-1 is the source of this 2913-nucleotide messenger RNA. The record is from the annotation of a GenBank genome assembly. Lineage: Eukaryota; Viridiplantae; Streptophyta; Zygnematophyceae; Desmidiales; Closteriaceae.